AUGGAGCCUGAGUUUCAGCAAGCUAACCAACGUUCUAGUGAGGAAGAUGCAGAGCUUGAGAAGAGUGUUAGGAAAGACAAAGAGAAAGUUGUGGAGCCAAAUCGGUCCCAGGUCAGCUACAAAGAUAGGCUGGUGGGAGACAUUCCUGGUGCCUAUGCACAAGCUUUUCGCUUUGACAAAGAGGAAGAGGCUGGGGAUGAGGCAGAUUCAGAUACUGAAUUGGAUGAGCUAGUGGAAGGUAUGGUGGAUGUGAAACUUACUAAAGAAACUAAGGCUAGGAUUAGAGCUCCUUGGAAUAAGGCAUUGAUAGUGAAAGUGUAUGGCAAAACUGUGGGAUAUAGUUACCUCACUUUCAAAAUCAAUACCUUAUGGAAGCCUGUUGCAAAGAUGGUUUGUGUUGAUCUUGGAAAGGAUUUUUUUCUGAUCAAGUUUAGUGAUAAAUCUGACUAUGAUAAGGUGCUUCAAGGUGGCCCCUGGUUUGUUGGGGAGCACUUUCUAGCAAUAAAACCAUGGGAACCAUAUUUUAAAGCUUCAGAAGCUUCGUUCUCUUCAGUGGCUGUUUGGAUUAGAUUUCCUGAGCUCCCUAUUGAGUUCUAUGACCCUAUGGUGCUUAGAGAGAUUGGCUCAGCCAUUGGACCGGUCUUGCGGAUUGACUCCUACACUGCGUCGGGUUCAAGAGCAAGUUUUGCUCGUCUGUGUGUCCAAAUUGAUCUUUCCAAGCCUUUAGUCAAUUUGGUCAGAAUGGGACGGCUAAGGCAAAAGGUGAUGUAUGAGGGUAUCUCAGCUUUGUGUUUUUGUUGUGGGAGGCUUGGGCACAAGCAAGAGUGCUGUGGAUACCGUGUAAGACCAUUGGAGAAGAAUAGGGAGGAAGGUCCUUCAGAGAAGCAUAAGGUGCAGCAGAAUGAACGUGAUGGUCAUUCGGAACAAAGUGUCCAAUCUGAUUCCAACUUUGGGGACUGGAUGAUAGUUACUAGAAGGAAAAAUUCAGUUAGAAUGGGACGAAAUCGUGGGACCAAGUCACCCCACCAGCAAACUAGUGCUGCUCCCAAGGAAAGUAAGGGCAAAGAGGUAAAAUCAAGCCCUAUGCCAUCUCCCAAUACUGAAGUGACUUUUCAAUUUCAGUCUGGUCACGUGAAGAGAGCCGUUGGUGCGUCUGAUAGUUCUGAAGCAGCGCUCACAUCAAGCAGGUCGGGCGAGAUUCGCACGCAAGCUGUGCAUGGAGAUUGCCAUUUUGGUAAUCAGGUGGCUUUUCAAAAGCCUUUCAAUCAUGAUCUGGGUACCCCUUCUUCCCAAACAACUAUUCUUAGAAAUAAGAAAGCCAAGCUCUCUAAACCAGGCCGUGAGAAGAGGAGUCCAAGCUCCAGUAGCGCUAAAACCUUGAAGAGAGCCAACCCCGAACCAGAUUCGUGCUUGAAGCCUUCUGCUCUUGCUCCCGAUCCGUGCAGCCAUGGAUUUUCCUUUCCCAACCCUCCUUUCACUUCCCACGGUGGGGUGGGCAAUUUGGUACAGGAACAAGUUGAUAGCCAUUCCAGAGGAGCUGAUUGCUCAAAUCCGUGCAGCCCCAACGGAAUCAAUGGGUCAGUUCGAAGAGGAUCUUGCGACAGCCUGGAAGCACAUCUUCCCAAUCACCCCGAGCAGUGUAAGAACAGGGAGUCUUCCCCUGGAUCAUCCUGCUUGGGAUAG
Molecule: messenger RNA, 1683 nt
Organism: Quercus lobata
Lineage: Eukaryota; Viridiplantae; Streptophyta; Magnoliopsida; Fagales; Fagaceae
Exons: 1
Coding region: 1-1683 (560 amino acids)
Source: RefSeq, a predicted model, not a curated record